CAGGAGCUGGAGGUGGGAGCAAUGACGUGCAGUGGUGCUUCUCACAGGUGAAGGGGGCCAUUGAUGACGACGUUGCCGAAGGACAAUGACCCAAAACAUACCUCCAGGCAGUGUAAGGGCUAUUUGACCAAGAGAGUGAUGGUGUGCUGCAUCAGUUGACCUGGCCUCUACAAUCACCAGACUUCAACCCAAUUGGGAUGAGUUGGACUGCAGUGAGGGGACAGCAUCCAUCAAGUGCUCAGCAUAUGUGGGAACUCCUUCAAAACUGUUGGAAAAGCAUUCAUCAUGAAGCUGGUUGCGAGAAUGCCAGGAGUGUGCAAAGGUGUCAUCAAGGCAAAGGCUGACAUCAUAUCUACUGUGGAGUUCAACCACUCAGGGGAGCUGCUAGCCACAGGAGACAAGGGUGGCAGGGUAGUCAUCUUUCAGCAGGAAAUAGAGAAUAAGAGUCAGCCACAGUGUCGUAGUGAGUACAAUGUUUACAGUACUUUCCAGAGCCAUGAGCCCGAGUUUGACUACUUGAAGAGUUUAGAGAUCGAGGAGAAGAUCAACAAAAUCCGCUGGCUGCCCCAGAAGAACGCAGCUCAGUUCCUGUUGUCCACAAACGACAAAACCAUAAAGUUGUGGAAGAUCAGUGAACGAGACAAGCGACCAGAGGGCUACAACCUGAAAGAGGAGGAUGGACGCUACAUAGACCCCAACACUGUCACUGCACUUCGAGUGCCUGUGUUUAGACCCAUGGACCUCAUGGUGGAGGCGAGCCCUCGCAGGGUGUUUGCCAACGCGCACACCUACCACAUCAACUCCAUCUCCAUAAACAGUGACCAUGAGACGUAUCUAUCUGCAGACGACCUGCGCAUCAAUCUCUGGCACCAGGAGAUCACAGACCGCAGCUUCAACAUUGUGGAUAUAAAGCCAGCCAACAUGGAGGAGCUGACAGAGGUGAUUACAGCAGCUGAGUUCCAUCCACACCAGUGCAAUACCUUUGUCUACAGCAGCAGCAAGGGCACCAUCCGCCUCUGUGACAUGAGGGCAUCUGCACUAUGUGACAUGCACUCCAAAUUGUUCGAAGAGCCGGAGGACCCCAGUAACCGCUCCUUCUUCUCUGAGAUAAUCUCUUCCAUCUCAGACGUCAAGUUCAGCCACAACGGGCGCUACAUGAUGACCCGGGACUACCUGUCUGUCAAGAUUUGGGACCUGAACAUGGAGAGCAGGCCCGUGGAGACGUACCAGGUUCACGAGUACCUCAGGAGUAAGCUGUGCUCGCUCUAUGAAAACGACUGCAUCUUUGACAAGUUUGAGUGCUGCUGGAACGGAAAUGACAGUGUGGUGAUGACGGGCUCAUACAACAACUUCUUCCGGAUGUUUGACCGGGGCCAGAGGCGGGACGUGACCCUGGAGGCGUCCCGGGAGGGCAGUAAGCCACAGCAGGUCCUGAAGCCCCGCAAGGUGUGUGCCGACGGGAAGCGGAAGAAGGAUGAGAUCAGUGUAGACAGCCUGGACUUCAACAAGAAAAUCCUCCACACUGCCUGGCACCCUCAGGACAACGUCAUCGCUGUGGCAACCACCAACAACCUCUACAUAUUCCAGGACAAAGUGAACUAGAUGUUUUCUGUGAAGGCAGACAUCCACUACCUUCAGCCUUUAAUUUUAGUCAAGAACAAAAUGUGUGACAACAUCGCCGUCAACAACAACUAACCUGUCAUUGGACAAAACAGACUUUGCCAUGUUUCCAGGUGUGGAAAACUGAAACCAUAUUCUUGCCCACCAUCAGCCUCUGUGGCACAGUGACGUGUCACUCACCAUGAUAUUGUUUUGGUGGUGAUGUGCCGAUCUGUGUGUCGGCUGCCCAGUAUUGCCCAGCCCCAGGGCAACAUGGGUAACUUGUUUAAUUUAUAUGAAUGUCUGACAAGCACACUUUCUUGGGGGGGUUAUAGAAAAACCAACACUGAGAAUCAUCCCUGCCCCUUCAGCAGCACCUCUCAUUGUCUGGUGCGAUAGUCAUGUUUUUUUUAGUAGUCAACUGCCAAACUGUUCUGUUUUAAUUCGAUUACAAGAACUGGUAUUCUGUUUCUAUUGUUUCUCAUACCACAUACUUCUCCAAGAGCCUCCAUCUCUUACUUACACACAAAUAUUCAGACACACAUUUAUCAAAGAGCCGAGCUGCUAUUGGUGUACUGCUGCACCUCAGAGGAACAGUCUAAAACAUCUACUGAAAGCAUGUUGUAUGUAGUAUGACUGGUCCUAUGCUACAUGACCAAAAGUAUGUGGACACCUGCUUUUCAAACUUUUCAUUCCAAAAUCAUGGGCAUUAAUAUGGAGUUGGUGCUAUAACGGCCUCCUCUCUUCUGGGAAGGCUUUCCACUAGAUGUUGGAACAUUGCUACAAGGACUUGCUUUCAUUCAGCCACGAGCAUUAGUGAGGUUGGGCACUGAUGUAGGCUGAUUUUCUGAUGUUUGAUGAUGUUGAGCUCGGCUCUGCUUGCCUGUCAAGUUUUUUUUUCUCGCCGAUCUCGACAAACCGCCAGCAUGGGGGCAUAGUCAUGCUCAAACAGAAUAGGGCCUUCCACAACUGUUGCCACAUGUUGGACGCACAGAAUCGUCUUGAAUGUCAUUAUGCUGUAGCGUUAAGUUUUCCCUUCACUGGAACUAAGAGGCCUAGCCCGAACCAUGAAAACAGCCCCAACCCAGUUAUUCCUCCACCACCAAACUUUACAGUUGGCAUUAUGCGUUAGGGCAGGUAACAUUCUCCUGGUAUCUGCCAAACCCAGGGUCGUCCAUCGGACUGCCAGCUGGUGAUGCGUGAUUCAUACUCCAGAGAACACGUUUCCAUCGUCCAAAGGUGGCAAGCUUUACACCACUCCAGCAUUGCACAUGGUGUUCUUAGGCUUGUGUGCAGCUGCUCGGCCAUGGAAACCCAUUUCAUGAAGCUCCCGACAAACAGUUAUUGUGCUGACGUUGCUUUCAGACACAGUUUGGAACUCAUGAGUGUUGCAACCAAGGACAUACGAUGUUUACGUGCUUCAGCACUCGGCGAUACCGUUCUGUGAGCUUGUGUGGCCUGCCACUUCGCGGCUGAACCGUUGUUGCUCCUAGACGUUUCCACUUCACAAUAACAGCACUUACAGUUGACUGGGGCAUCUCGAGCAUGGCAGAAAUUUGACAAACUGACUUGUUGAGAAGGUGGCAUCCUAUGAUGGUGCCACGUUGAAAAUCACUGAGCUCUUCAGUAAAGUCAUUCUACUGCCAUUGUUUGUCUAUGGAGAUUUGCUCGCUGUGUGCUCGAUUUUAAAAUACCCGUCAGCAAAGGCUGUGGCUGAAAUAGGCAAAUUCACUUAUUUGGAAAGAGGUCCACAUUUUGUGUGUGUGUGUGUGUCUGCACACACUACUAGCUCCACAACCAGUCUGUCUGGCCCAGUGAGGACUCCUUAUAACUGCUUGGGAGAGACUUUACUGAGUCUGGUAACCAGGGAGUUCUUGCUGUGUCUCUUUAAAAAUAAAUAAAAAAUUAUUGGUUUUCUGUUGUCAAAGAGACAGACAUUCUGAGAUUUGUCAUAUUUAUAAAUGGAACAAAUGUAAUAUCCGUUUUAUUAGUUUUCUUUAAGGUGAAGUGACAUCUCUUGAAGAUGUAUUUUAUAUUGUCGGGAGUAUCCCCUUUUCAUACCUCGCUUAAUGAUCUUUCUAUUGCAGAAAAGCAAUACUUCAUUAUAAGAAAACCUCAGUCAUUCCAAGUGCUAUACAGUGUCAUACUUGAUCUGUGUCAUAGUACUCCCAAUAUUAUACAUAUAAUUACAUAGUGAAACGCUAAAGAUGUGUGUAGCAUUUCAUGAAGAACUGCCAUGAAAGAGGCAAUGUUAAAAAAAAAAUGUAUCUGAAUCGGAGUGAAGUGGAACUCACCAAGACCAUGCUCUAUGAUUUUGCUCGUCAACUUAUGUCUACACACAGUGCAAUUUGACAGUUGAAAUCAUGAUACCUCCAAUCAUGUUUGACAAUAAUUACAAAUAUAAUUCAGCUGUUGUAAGUCUAUAGUGACAAUGACAGGAAUAAAGUACUUUAUUUUAAUUUUA
Molecule: messenger RNA, 4063 nt
Organism: Oncorhynchus masou masou (cherry salmon)
Lineage: Eukaryota; Metazoa; Chordata; Actinopteri; Salmoniformes; Salmonidae
Gene: ppp2r2ab
Product: protein phosphatase 2, regulatory subunit B, alpha b
Exons: 10
Coding region: 286-1602 (438 amino acids)
Cellular component (GO): protein phosphatase type 2A complex; cytosol
Molecular function (GO): protein phosphatase regulator activity; protein binding
Source: RefSeq, a predicted model, not a curated record